AAAUAUUUUCCCUCAACUCGAGAAACUCGCUAUACAAAUAGGUUGCAGUAAUUUGCAAGUUUCUCAUCAGCAUCUGACAAGCUUUGUGCUGGAGUUUUGCAAUGAUCAAGUUGAGGAGGUAAUAAUGGAUGCUCCUAAGUUAAAAUACUUGGAGGUCUUGGGUGGUGCCCUUACGUUGUUUCCUGGAAUUGAAGCUUCACGGGAGUUGGAAUUUGUUAAAUUCAUUUUAAAACCCAAAAUGCUCGAUGAUCGCUGGUACAUUUGGUUAAGAAGUAUUUUGGAGUCGUUUGCUCAUACCAAGCGUUUGAGUUUGAUUUGCCGUUCUGAACUGGAUAUCAUCUUUCCUGAUAAGCUAACAGAGAGAUUACUUCCAACAAUCAAUGAUCUCAAGAAUCUGGAAUUACAAAUUGAUUCAUCUACUGCCACUUCUCAACAAAUUUUGGAUGGCUUUGUUUGGAUGCUUCCAGGUUUGAAGAGGUUGUCCUUGACUUUGGGUUCCAUCUCGAAACUCAUUGAGUUUCCGCAAUGAGGAUGAUGUGAAGGUGCUCUCAGCAGAACUAGCAACUAGUGCACAAUCCAAAAUUAACACACGAUGAUCAGAGAGUAUGCUUUCUUUGAAUUAGAGAACUACUUAAACUCCGUGUUAUUGGAAGUAGAAGCAAAGAGAUUGGAUAAAUUUUGUAACUGCUAUAUUGUAACUGCUAUAGCCAAACAAUUAUCUGUCACUAAGGUUGCGCUGGACCACUUUUUUGGAGAAGUGAUUUGGAGGAAAAGUUAAUGCGAAGAGAAUGUGUAGCGACAGUUUAUGAAGUUUUCUUUUUUCCUAAGUAGUUUUCUAGAGAAGUGACUCACUUUCCUUCUCUGUGGAUGUGCAUAAUGCUUACUUUAGAACUCUUUGCAUGACCUGUAAACAUUGCCACACUAAUUACAUUUUCUUGUUGCCUGCCCUACUCCCAAACUCUUGCAAGAUUGUAGUGUUCUUUCUCUAGAUUUCGUUGAAGAUUAGA
This is a messenger RNA of Lycium ferocissimum, 1007 nucleotides long. RefSeq lists its product as uncharacterized. Bases 125 to 529 code for a protein of 134 amino acids. The transcript is spliced from 3 exons. The record is from RefSeq and is a predicted model, not a curated record. NCBI's taxonomy places the organism in Eukaryota, Viridiplantae, Streptophyta, Magnoliopsida, Solanales, Solanaceae.